AUGCUUAGUUUACGCAAUGAUGUUUGGGCAUAUUAUUUUAAGACAAGAAAAUGGUAUGACGUAAUUGUACACGGUGAAAUACCACCAGAACGAUUUCAACAUACAGCAUGUGUAAUCGAUGAAAAAAUGUAUGUGUAUGGUGGAAUUGAUUCAGCUCGCAGACAAUUAUAUCUGGAUGUAUUGAAUUUACGAAAAAGUUGUUGGGAAAAAUUGGAUGAAGGAGGUCAGAAGCCAUGUGGAAUACGUGCAGCAUGCUCUUGGGUUCAUGACAAUAAGAUGUACAUAUUUGGUGGUUAUAGAGGUGAAUAUUACAUAACAACACUACAUCGAUUUGAUCCUAAAACAUUAGUAUGGCAUGAAAUGAAACCAUUUGGUUUAAGCGGUCCGAUAGGUCGAGAACGCCAUUGUGCAGUUAUUGUCGGCGAUUGCGUUUACGUAUUUAGUGGUUUAGCUUCCGUUGUUUCACUUACUGGAAAUGUCGGUUUUGGAUGUUUAAUGGAAAUGUGUGAUCUCAAUGUUUUAAGUUACAAUUGGACGCUGAAAAAUCUUGCAUCAAUUGCUGUAUUACGGUAUCAAUUAAAUUUUAUGCAAUCUGUUGAACUUCCAGUUGAGUUGAAGAUUUAUCUUAAUAUGAUGAUAAGGAGGAAUGAUGUAUUAUGA
Cercopithifilaria johnstoni is the source of this 660-nucleotide messenger RNA. Lineage: Eukaryota; Metazoa; Nematoda; Chromadorea; Rhabditida; Onchocercidae. The record is from the annotation of a GenBank genome assembly.